This is a messenger RNA of Atta colombica, 1000 nucleotides long. RefSeq lists its product as uncharacterized. The transcript is spliced from 3 exons. Bases 57 to 332 code for a protein of 91 amino acids. The record is from RefSeq and is a predicted model, not a curated record. Lineage: Eukaryota; Metazoa; Arthropoda; Insecta; Hymenoptera; Formicidae.
GCCCCUUAGACAUAGUGCUUGCUCGUAUAACGCAAGAAAAACCAUCGCUCGCCACCAUGAAGUUCUUCAUUGUUCUGUUCGCCAUUGUGGCGGUUGCCAGUGCUGGCCAUUAUGCGGAGCACAUCCAUGUCAAUGGGCAACCCGCCAUUCCGGCCCCCAAAACUCUCCCGCUCGCCCUCCACGGUAACGACCACACCACCCGCCUUCACUACUCUGGAACUCAUAUAGGGCACCCGCACUUGGUGGGAGUCGAUCAUUACAUCCCGGCGCCGCAUUACGAGCCCCAGAUCGCCAACGUGGCCGUCCACGGCCACGGACACGGCUGGCAUUAGAUCCCAUCACCUGAGCCAGCAGACUCGCUGGUCUGGAGUGGUCCACGACGAACGCGUCAUCCUGAGGCUGACAUGAGGCAGCAAAUCAGCAAUCACCACGAUUGGUGAACGAAACAACGAAUGAAGUCUUUGUCGAGAGUUCCUUCUUUUGUCUCUUCGGCAAGACGUUUUAAUUCUGCGAGAUCGCUCGCUGAGGAUUGUGGAUGUCCGGCCUCAAUGGCGAGGCUCGAGGAUCUCCGGUCCGAGGGUCGAGGAUCACGGAGGAAUACCGUUGCGAAAUUGAAAUAUAUUGGCAGAUCGAAAUGGAAUUCGACUGUCUCAGGAUAGCUGCCAUGACUUGGGCCACUCCCAAAGACCGUUCCCAGAAAGACCAGGCAAUCAAACUUGAAAAAAGCCCCCCUCCCUCGCCACUCUCCCAUCUUCUUUUCGUUUUGAAACCUUGACGCUACAUAUGACACGCAUCGUAUGAACAUUGAUGAACAAUUAGGUCCUUUCGUCUAUUUCCAUUUUCCAUCUCAUUUCGUCAACGUCAAAAUUCUGUGCGGCAUACUAAAGAAGAGACCAUAACAUCACAAUGCGGCCAUUUCUUCCUGUCCCCAUUAUUCGUCUUCCGGCAGCAACAUUUUUAUUUAUUUUAUAAAUAAAAAGUCGAUUUUUACGUCUUGUGA